AUGAAGCUCGAAUUACUACUUACAGUGAUGGCGCUGGCCCCGGCAACCUUGGCUAGGUUGUGGGGCGGCCGAGACGAUGAUGUCGCCAAACUGGAUAACGAGGACCUGCAGCCACUAGGCAAAUGGACAUCCACCACCACCACCUGGGAGACGAUAGACGACACGCCUACGGAUGCCUUGAUUUCCGUCAGUACUGUCGUCUUCGUCGAGCACCUCUACACCACCCCUGGGUACUCAACCUGGCUGAAUUUCAAGUCGGAAAGUUGGACCAGCACGAGCACGACUUUCACAACCACAACUGUCACCCAUAUUCCCCAUAUCGUCUACUCGACAGAUAGCGGAGCGUCCAAGAUCCAACUCGCCAAGAGGAGCACCGUUUCCGUAACGGACUGGGUUACGGUCACGAGGGAUCCUGACAACCCAGAGGGGACGACGGAGGCUUCGUCCUCCUCGGAGACUCUCACCAGCCCCCCGAUGGGCUCACCAGAGGCACCACCAUCCUCGGCCACCGCUGCAACGACUACAGCCUCCUCGAGCUCGUCUGAGGCCCCAAGUCCGGCUAACUCGAGCACAUCGGCCUCCCCGUCUCCCUCUAGCACCUCAGCUGUGUCGGGUGCUCCGCCCAUAACUUCAUUGGCUUCUUCAGAGGAAUCGACUCCCACUCCCACGUCGUCUGUAGACUCUUCCUCCUCCUCCCUGGCAGCUCCACCAGCGCCUGUGACGUCUACCGCACCGAUCCCUUCUGAGUCACUCACCGAGCCAGCUGGUCCGCCGUCCUCUUCGGAGUCGCUCCCUCCCGUUAGCUCGUCCGACCUGUCUUCUUCCUCGUCCACUACCACUAAUCGCCAUCGACAUCCCUCGACUCUCCGGACGCUCACGACCGGGUUCAGCGCACCAAUAUCAAGCACUGUUACCUUCAUCAUGUCGUCACAUGAUGGCACGCACUUUUCAGAGGCCUUGGCCCCAAGCUCCGAGGAGCUGGCCCCAGCGGCGCCGACGCUUUCAGAGAACCUCCCACCAAGCUUGGGCGACGAGGUCACGAACUCGGUCACGGCGCCGUUCACCCUGACGCUCACUGCCCCGCCUGCAACUUCGACCAGCGUCCGCUGCGACGAUUCGUGGUGCUCCAACGACGGGACCUCAUACUGCAUGCGCUGGGAUGGCAUCUCGGGUACCAAUUCUUUCGGCAUCGUAACCCCGGGCGAGGUGUUCACGACCAUCGGACUGUGUACCAAGACUGUAUACACUCAGAAUACGCAGGUGACGACUGAUGAUGGUGGCUCGCCCGUGCCGGCUGUUACACCCCUUCGGCCAGGCAGCGAUCGGAUGCGGCUUGCCUGA
This is a messenger RNA of Diaporthe citri, 1341 nucleotides long. RefSeq lists its product as uncharacterized. The transcript has 3 exons. The coding region runs from base 1 to 1341 and encodes 446 amino acids. The record is from RefSeq and is a predicted model, not a curated record. NCBI's taxonomy places the organism in Eukaryota, Fungi, Ascomycota, Sordariomycetes, Diaporthales, Diaporthaceae.